AUGAACCAAAACGAAGCGAACCUCCACUUUACAUACGAGUGGAGCCGAACAUCACUGACAUACCUAGAUCUGAACAUAGAGGUGAAGGAAGGUGCCAUUGAAACAUCAACAUACUUCAAAAAGGUGGACAGUAACAACUACGUCCACCAGACUAGUUGUCACCACAAGAAUUGGAAGAACAAUAUUCCGAAAGGGCAAUUCCUGAGGAUGAAGAAGAAUUGCUUGGACCCCCAAAAAUGGGAGGAGCAAGCACAAACUAUAAAAACUAAAUUCCUGGAGAGAGGGUAUAAGGAGGAACUUCUAGAUCAAAAGAUAGAAGAAAUCAGAGAUAUUGAGAGGAAGGAAUUGACUAAAUAUAAAAACAAGGUCGACAGAAUAGGCGACAACCAAGCUAUAAAUGUGCCGCUAAUUACUGAAUAUAGCGAAAACAGUAAAAUUAUUGAAGACAUCUUUCGCAGACAUUGGAACAUACUUAUGGACGACGAGAUUCUUGGAGAAAAACUACCACGAAAACCAAAAUUCGUAUAUAGAAGAACUAAGAACUUAAAAAGUAAACUCGCUCCAAGUAUACAAAAGAAAAAACCAUCUGAAGUGAAAGAUACAUUUGGAAAAACAGAACACUGUGUGCCAGGAACCUUGUUUUUUCGAUCCUACUUCUUGGGGAGCCUUUCUGACCGCGCACUGUUUGUUUAUCUGUCAUUAGAGCCGCGUUGGCUGCUAUUGCAGCUGUUGUGGGAGAUGCUGCAGACUCAGACUUCAUUAGCUGAGUCCGUGGAUGGGGACGAGCUAAGAAGUGACGAUGGAUUCCCGGAGGAGCGGAAAGGAGAACGGCAGAGCUGCAGCUUCUAUUCAUUCUAUGUUUAUCAGCCUGGGAGCCUGUCCCACAAUGCAGCCGAUAGUGAUGACGGAUGCCCAUCCAGUGCUUUUGGAGAAGCUCCCUCAACAGAAAAUUUCAGUCUUUCCUUGGUGGAUACAGACUUACCAGCCGAAGCAGAACCAGAACUCAGAAGUUUUAUUGCUAAGCGUCUGUCACGAGGAGCCCUUUUUGAGGGAAUGGGCAAUGUUGCAUCUGUAGAACUAAGUUUUCCAGACUACUGUAUGGGCUGCUACUACUGCUUAUUACAAGACAAGACACAUGAAGCCACAAACUCUGAAUCCAACGUCCGUCCUCCUGAAUACAUAGUUUGCUUUUUAGGAGGCUCUGAAAAAGGACUUGAUUUAUUUAGGCUGGAACUUGACAAAUAUAUUGAAAAUCUCAAAAGCAAACUUGACCCACAGAUGGAUAAUCUGGAUUCAUGUAUUACACCUUACUUGAGGAGCUGGUUUGAAGACUCUGUGUUGCCUGUUUAUCGAGUGGUGCAUCUCUUUCAGGACAAGCUGGCCUAUUUAUUGCAUGCUGCUCUGACUUACACACCUGUUGAAGUGAAAAACUCAGACAACAGAACUCAGAAUGACAUAAACAGGUUCUUAAGCUCUGCCAGCCUACAAGGCCUUGUACAAGAAGGAACAAUGACGUCUCUGUGCAUUGCCAUGACUGAAGAGAGCAAUAGAUUCAUCACUGUAGACUGUAGUGACGCACAACCACAUGUUACUAAUGCAGGAAGCAACAAAUUCUGUGAUGACUGGAUGCAGACCUUUAUUAGCAGCUACGAUGGAGGAAAUCCUUUUCUUUUCCGCCAGAAAUUGGACAACUUUAAACUAAAGGCUAUACAGGACUUGAACAUCCUGAAAAGACUUAUACGUCAAGCAGAAAUGAGCCACUAUGCUCUGUACAAGUGUUAUAUGUUUCUAAAGAACUGUGGUAACGGAGAUGUCCUCCUGCAGAUAGUGAAGGUUGAACAUGCAGAAAUGCCGGAAGCCAGUAGUGUGGUGCAAGUUCUUGAAGAAUUUAUCAAUGAAGUGGGAUUUUCCCUCCAUAGUUCCUGAUUUGUUUGUGUGACGCUAUUUCAUCUGUGCGUGCUUGUCAUGUGUAUUACACUAAGCUCAAUAACGUGUGCCUUAGUUUGGGGUACGUUUUGCAAAGCCUUCCUUUUUUAUCUUGUUUGUUCCAGUUGUAUCUACAAACUAAAGGAUACUAACUCUUUAAAACACAAAAAAACUUUAUUCUGCAUACAACUAUGUAUUACAGUUUAGAGAAGAUUUCAUUGUUCACAAGCUAAUUGUUAAUGUUUCCCAGUGGACAAACCAUCUUGUUUUUGAUCUAGUUGAAAACUGGGAUGUUUAGUAGCAAGAUCUAUGACUGACUCACUUGUCUUAAUCCAUUGUUCUGUGUUCAGUAAGGGAGAUGAAAAACAAAGCAUAUUUAUAAACACUAUACCAUUUCUGUUAAUUUAAAAUUUAGGACCACUUUAUUGUAAGUCAUUUUUUUUAUAAUGUUAUAAAAAUGUAUUGUUGUUUGUUGUAUGUGAGGAAUCCUUGUCUCUUGAUCUGCUCUCAGCAAUAAGGGAUGGAUAUCUUGAUGGUCCACAUUUAGAACACAACCAUAUUGUUUUAUAUCAUUUUAUUUUGCGUUUGGGGUGACUGUUUGUCAUGCAAAUAUUUGAAGUUUGCAUGAAAUGAUUUUACUGUAAAAAUGCAGUUCCCUAUUAAAUACUACUGCACUUUGCGUCUUCUGCAUAUAGAUAUUUUAAAGAAACAUUUUAAUGUAAAAGUAUGAGGUCUCAUAGUUCUAAUUGGGCAUUUUUGAUAUUGUGUAAUAAUUGAAAAUUCUAUAUCUGAUCAGUUUUGUAAUGAAUUGUUGAUUAUUAGUUAUAUUAUAAUUACAUUGCUUUAACUUAUUUUUUAGCCCUUUUUUUGCUGCUUUUACUUGGCAUUCUAACAGAUAAUAGGAAGUCUCUCCAAAUCUUAUGUUAUGAAUUAGAGACAGUGCACUAAAGUCCUUAAAUGCAUUAGUAAAUAUUGUCUGUAGAAUAACAAA
Molecule: messenger RNA, 2917 nt
Organism: Bombina bombina (fire-bellied toad)
Lineage: Eukaryota; Metazoa; Chordata; Amphibia; Anura; Bombinatoridae
Gene: C1H17orf75
Product: chromosome 1 C17orf75 homolog
Exons: 11
Coding region: 1-1926 (641 amino acids)
Cellular component (GO): trans-Golgi network
Source: RefSeq, a predicted model, not a curated record